GCGGUCUUGGCGCGUGUCUACCGGACCACGCGAAUCGCCAACCCGUCGGCGAAAUCCGUAUUUAAAUCACAUUUAUCACUAUGACAAUUUCGUCUCUUAUUGGACUAUAUGCUAAAUUUGAUUACACGAAAAUGUGCAAUUUUUUUUGCUCAAACUAAAUUCCUGGCGACUGACAUUUUAGGAAGUUAAAAAAAAUGAAUUCUAAUUUUAAUUUAUUUGCCAAACUCUCUGUGAAAUGAUGUCAGUGAAAAGGAUUCUAAGUUCAAAAUUUAGUGCUGGCAACUUUAGUGAAAAUGGACUUGACUACUCGGCGGGGAGACGGAGAGGGGAUCCCGCAGGAUUCGGUACACAUAAACGGAACGGAGCAGAUGUGCCGUGAACUAGUGAACGGAACGGAAAGCGGUAAUGACGUCACGAGCGUCACCGCGGAAGUGCCCCCGGUGCGGAAAGCCAACUCGUUCAGCAUUCGGAAUUUGGUUGGCGCCGAAGAUUCUGACCGACCGAGUUCCGACGGGAACGUGAAUGUCAGCGAUGAUUACUACCCCCACGAGCAAGCCUACAAAUAUAACGCGAUGGGGGUGUCCGAGCCCCCUAAAGACGACUCCCCGCGCACGACUCCAGAAUUAUCCACGUCCAGGUCCGACCAUUCUCCGGGCGAACGCCCCCCUCCCGGCUCAGCUGAUAGCGACGACGCCGACGACUUCGCGCCCAAGAGAAAGCAGAGGCGUUACAGGACUACCUUCACAAGCUUCCAGCUUGAGGAGCUGGAGAAAGCAUUCUCCAGGACACAUUAUCCUGAUGUUUUUACGAGAGAAGAACUUGCAAUGAAAAUUGGGUUAACGGAGGCAAGAAUACAGGUGUGGUUCCAAAACCGACGCGCGAAGUGGAGGAAGCAGGAGAAGGUGGGCCCUCAAGCUCACCCCUACAACCCUUACCUGGCGGCCGGGGGCGGAGCACCCCCGCCGUCCGUCGUAGCCUCCAUGCCCAACCCUUUCACACAACUAGGGUUUGGCUUUAGGAAACCCUUCGACACCAACGCUUUGGCCUCCUUCAGAUACGCCGGAGCGCCAGUCCUUGGCACACAGUACCUCGGAGCGCCACUACCUAGGCCACCUCUCUUCAGCACGCCUCUUUACACCACGUCCCCCCCCUUCCAUUCAAUCCUAGCAGGCCUCGCCGCUCCUCCUCGACAGUCCCCCGACCCUCCCCCUGUCUCACCCCCGAUAUCGCCCGGCAGUGAAUCCCCCCCAGCCCAAAAUGCCGCGCCAGAAGUAGAAAGAAGAAGCUCCAGUAUAGCAGCUUUAAGGAUGGCAGCGAGGGAACACGAGUUGAGACUGGAGAUCUUAAGGCAGCGGCAUCAAACAGAUUUGAUUAGUUGAGCUUCGUAAACCAGUGCUUGGACUUAGUAGAAUUGAUCGUAACCGCUCGGCUGCGACUACGUGCGUUGGCAACGCUUACAAUGCCCGUACAAUAUAAUGUACUCGUGAAAGUACAUAAUAGGCAAUAUAUCACAAAAUGCGGUUCUCACCGCUCUAGGUCGUGGCCCUAAAUGGUAUUACGGUAUGGAACUUUGUAAGAUAGUUAGGAUAUUCGAGAUUUUAAUAAACUUCCAAUAGAUUGAACAGAGACUGCAAAAAUGUGUAUGUACUAUAGGAAGUACAUAAUAAUAAUAUAGGUGCACAUAAUAAACAAAAACGCGACUCUUGAUAUUUAUUUACUUUACGUGUCAAUUAACUUUUAAUAGCAUUUAAUGUAACAAAAAGCUAAAGUAUUUAUGUUAAAUAAAAUUCACUUAUCGUAUUUCUUAGAAAUUCAAUUAUCUAUCAAAUAAACAAUAAAACGCUGGAAACUACUCGUAUGAAGCGAUUGUAAAUAUUGAUGAAUCCUAUAGAGAUAAUGUACUUAUUUAAUUAACUUAUUGUAACGUCUUCAGCAGUAAAGGUGGAAGGAAUCCGACUCAUGGAAAUAAAUAAUAAUCAUGCAAAUAAAUGCAAUAAUUCUGAGCUCUGGACUUUUUACGUCGAGCGAUAAACUUUUUCAUAUAAUGUAAUUAACGACCUGGACGAGGAUGUAUUAUAAUAAGUCACUAAUCGCCAAACACUAAAAAGUAUUUAUUGUACAAAAUUUCCUUAAAUACAAUAGAAAAUGUAUCUAGUUUGAUUUGACGGUACAUGGCAUUUUCCAUCAAAUCAAACUAGAUACAUUUUACUGUUUUCAAAUACAUUUUAUAUGAAACUUGGGUGAAUGACGUCACGAUUUUCCAUCAAAAUGGUAAUCCUUUUAAUAGUCAAUAUGAUUUUCAAAAGACAUUCUUAUUUACUUACAAAAUAUUUACUUUGUGUUAUACGUAUGUAUACCGGACAUGCGCAUGAGUUUUGGUUCAGCUCUCUAGACAUUAUAAUGUAACAAACAUACAAACCACAUUCUUUAAAAGAUUUUGAUACAAACCGUUUUUCCAUCGCAUACGCAUGUCUCUGUUCAAAUGAUCUUAACCGAUUCCCAAAUAAAAGGAGGUUAUAUAAGGUAUAUAUAGUUUAGGUACUUACAUCCGUCCAAUAUAGCCCUUAUUGUUAUUUAUUGUAACCUAAGUACGUACUUAAUUGUAUAAAUAAGUUAUGAUUUACCGAAGUGAUAAUUCUAAAAAAAUAUUCGGUGCCCACAGCGUGCCUUUCCUAUAUAAAAUUAUACAUAAUUGUAAUGAUUCAAUUAAAUAUGGAUAUUAGAAAAAAAUACUACUGUUUAGACAAAAAAAUAUAUUAUUGUGUGAUUUAAAAUAAUAUAGCAGCUCUUUAAAUAUCAGGCUAUUAUACCGGUAUUUAUUAUAUACCGGUAACUUGUAUUUGUAUCUAAGAUUUAAGUACAAAAUAUUUGUCUAAAGAAUUACAAUACUAUACUAAAAUCCUGAAUCCUUAUUUUGUGCCUAUAAAAAUUGAAGUUCCUAUCCGAUGAAGUGUAUGACACAGUUAAAUAAACUUGUAAAAAUGUUUAUAUUUGGUUCGAUAAAAGUAAUAACAUAGUAAAACCUCAAUUUAAAUAACACCAAAGAACCUUAAUAUAUAUUGACAUAUCUCAAUUAAUAUUGCUUACCUAAAUUAUUAAUACUUAUCAGUUAUUUGAUAAAACUAAGGCUAAUAUAUAUUAAUAAUAUUGGUAAUUGUAUCCUAUACUGUGUGCCUUCACUGAGAAAAAAAUACGAAAUAAAAAUUUAAGCCACCCCUGACACCGAAGUUAUUGGCAUUCUCUCAUCUGUUAGAAAAGAGAUCGACGAAGAAGAAGAAUCGAAAACUAAAGUAGCAAAUAUUUAGAGAGCUGCAAAACAAAGUCUAAGCUAAUACAAAAUUCUUUCUUGAAAUUUUUAUUUUCAUGAAUAUUGUAUAAAAUAAACAAAACAUGAAUUCA
Plodia interpunctella (Indianmeal moth) is the source of this 3399-nucleotide messenger RNA. RefSeq names its product homeobox protein aristaless-like. The transcript has 5 exons. Bases 294 to 1379 code for a protein of 361 amino acids. Gene Ontology annotation, biological process: regulation of transcription by RNA polymerase II. The record is from RefSeq and is a predicted model, not a curated record. Gene Ontology annotation, molecular function: RNA polymerase II transcription regulatory region sequence-specific DNA binding; DNA-binding transcription factor activity, RNA polymerase II-specific. Lineage: Eukaryota; Metazoa; Arthropoda; Insecta; Lepidoptera; Pyralidae.